CUAGCGUGGGCUGCAUUUUAUGCAUCUCCGAACACCGUGGCGUCUUCCAUGUUAUGAUGCAAAAAAAAGCGUUAAUUAUAACCUCGCGAUUAGAAGCUGUCUUAUUUUUAAACCAGCCAGAAUCUCAUUACAAGAUAUUGCUACUGACUGUGUAAAACAACGGGUAUAAUAAAAAUGAAGUUUUCCGAAGGAGAUGUUGUACUUGCUAAACAUCCAGCCACAGCCGAGUAUCACGUAGGAAAAAUAUUAAGCGUGAGGGGCGAACAAUACAAAGUCCAGUUCGAAGCAGGCAAUGAACAUAGUGUUCAUUCCAACGACAUUAGGGUGAGCAGGCCAUCUCGGAGCGUGACAAGAUCUAGAAGUAAGGGCAGAAUGAGUCCCUCUCGAUAUUCUCCCAGCAGAAAAUCACCGAGUAGACGUUCACCUGGAAGACCUGCGUCAUCUGUGAAUAGAAAACUAAGGGGCAGACUUGCAAAAGUUACCAUACCACGAGUAGAAAUUAAGAAUGAUGUACCCAAUGAUGAAAAUAUUGUUAGCAAAAAAAGUAUAAAUGACAAUGACAGUCCUAUGGAAACGCUCCCUCUACAGUUUCGAUUAAACGAACUUGGAGUUACGCGUAGAUCGAUGAGAUUGUACUCUGCUACACUGAAACCUGAACCAGACCAUAAAACGAUUACGUUGACGAGAAAUAUUAACAGAGCUGCCUCGCUUCCUUUGGAAAGGAAGAGUCAAGUGCUUGACUUUAUUUAUGACACGAAAGAAAGAGGUCACUCAGUGCAAAGAGAUCAAACUCUGUUAAAACGACUGAAUUACGAAGAAGAUGUGAAAUUAGAUUCACAAGUAAUAGAAAAGCGCGAAAAAGAAAUAAAAAUGAUCCGCGAACCACAAGAAUGGGGAGGAUGGUUUGGCACUCUUAUUCUUAUAUUCUUGACACCCAUGCUUACGAUAUUACCACAACUGAUGUGUACAACAGAUCAGUGUAAAUUUGAGUAUCCUGAUAUACCCACAGAUUUAAAUUCUUACAUAAAUUUAAAAGCUUUUGUUACAUACUUGGGAUUCUUUUUAUUCGUGACUAUCGUUUCGAUCACUCCAAUCGGAAAAAAAGUUGAUGGACCACAAAGUAGAAUUGGAAGAUUGCAAUAUCGCUUAAAUGGAUUUUUGUGUGCUCUUUUAUCGUUAAUUAUAUUUAUCACUUGUAUAUAUAAAGAAUUCGAAGUCGGCGAUUUUAUUAUAGAAAAUUAUAUACAAUUUUCGAUCAGCGGUUGGAUACUCGGUGUAGUCUUGUCAUUAUUGUUAUUUAUAAAGGGAAGUAAAGCGCCAGUAGCAAAUCUCAAUAUAUAUGGAUCUACAAACAGUGUGAUCUACAAUUUUUGGCAAGGAAGGGAAAUAAAUCCACGAAUCGGUCCAUUGGAUAUUAAAAUGAACUUUUUCCGCACAGCCAUGAUAACUAUGAUUAUCAUAAACUUGGCUAUCGUCACGAAAGCAAUCGAAGAAGCCGAAAAUUAUAGUAUAGAACACCUCAACAUGAGUGUCCUACUAGUUGCCUCCUUACAAAUAAUUUAUUCAAUGGACGCACUUUUCUUUGAGUCUACAAUUUUGACGACUUUCGAAGUAAUGUACGAGGGAACUGGUUAUAUGUUGUGUACGGGUUAUAUGCUAUAUCCAUUUUUACCCACUCUUACGACUAAAUACAUGCUCUAUCACAAGGAACAAUUCAACUAUUGGCUUGCACUUCCUGCAAUCGGUUUUAUAAUUGGUUAUUUAUUGUACAGGAUUAGUAAUUCACAGAAAAAUGAAUUCAGGAAGAACCCCUUGUCACAGUCAUUGCCUCAUCUAGACACUAUUCCCACGAUUCGUGGUAAGAAGCUUAUAGUAUCUGGAUUGUGGGGUCACGUAAGGCAUCCAAAUUACUUGGGCGAUAUAAUUAUGUGGUGGUCGAUUUCGUGUACAAGUUUGGCAUGUGAUAUUCUGCCUUAUUAUUAUGCAAUUAUGUGCACCGUAUUGUUAGUACACAGAGCAAUAAGGGACAAUGAACGUUGUAAAAUGCGUUACGGUUUAGCUUGGGAACAGUACAUCUCACGUGUUAAGUACAUGAUUUUAUAUCGUAUAUUUUAGACCAAUGUACACACAAUAUAUGUAAGGUAUUGUUAGAUACCAAAUUGUGUCGCAAAGUUGUACCUUUAAAUCAUCUGCAAUGCUCAUUACUUUAUAGAACAAUUUUAAUAUGUUUAUGUAUUAAAUAAUCAACGCGAGGGCCCAAUAAUUAAGGAGAUCUGAAAACCAAAAAGAAUGACAAUGAAAUUUAAUAUUAGUUUUAAGUAUACAAUUUAUUCACUUUUUUUUUAAUUUCUAAGAUAAUGAGAGAAAUGCUAUUUUAGAAAAAGAUAAGAAUUAUCUAUAUACAAAAUGUUCAUAUAUUGGUAGGACCUACUCUAGCACUAGAAAACAAAAAAUGUUCGUAUGUUUAUACGAAUUUCUAUUUUAUUGUCUUCUAGUAGACAUAUUUCUAUAAAAAAGACAUUGAAUAAAAAUUGUUAUACUUUUAUACAGAUAUGUAUAAUCAACAAUUGACAAAUAAAUAAUUUUUCUAGCAA
Hylaeus volcanicus is the source of this 2594-nucleotide messenger RNA. It is a transcript of the gene LBR, whose product is annotated as delta(14)-sterol reductase TM7SF2. Gene Ontology annotation, molecular function: oxidoreductase activity, acting on the CH-CH group of donors, NAD or NADP as acceptor. Gene Ontology annotation, cellular component: nuclear inner membrane; endoplasmic reticulum membrane. Gene Ontology annotation, biological process: sterol biosynthetic process. The transcript has 9 exons. NCBI's taxonomy places the organism in Eukaryota, Metazoa, Arthropoda, Insecta, Hymenoptera, Colletidae. The coding region runs from base 175 to 2115 and encodes 646 amino acids. The record is from RefSeq and is a predicted model, not a curated record.